AUGGCCUUCGUCUGCCGGCUCUGCGGCUUGGUGUGGCCCACGACUGAGCUGCUCACCCAGCACUUCUUGGAGCACGGGUGGGCGCACCGGCGGCUCUCCGCAAUGCCGCCGCCGGCAGCCCCACGCCCCAUGAUGCCACCCGUACUCCGGGCGCCACCACCGGCGAUGAUGGCUCCGGCCCAGCCUCUGCUGCCGCAUAAUUUCCUCCUCAUGAGCACGGCGCCGUCUCUGGCGCCACCGCGCCCAGCACCGCCGCCCGGCGUCCGCCGCAUGGCGAUGGUGGCGCCGCCCGUGCAGCCUCCUGCUGCCUCGCCGGCGCCGGCGCCGGUAGCAUUCGUCGGUCCCGGUAACACGAUCCGGAUGGUUCCGCUUCGUCCCAACCCUGCCUUCUGGGCGAGGCACCGCUCGGGCCUGGAACCCUUUGUGGAGUACCUGAGCAUCGUCAGGCCGAGGCCGGCGUCACCGUCACCCUCCUUUGAGGACUGGAUCCAGGACGCCGACUCGUCCGAGGAUGAGGAGUGA
This is a messenger RNA of Panicum virgatum (switchgrass), 522 nucleotides long. Its product is annotated as proline-rich receptor-like protein kinase PERK9. Bases 1 to 522 code for a protein of 173 amino acids. Lineage: Eukaryota; Viridiplantae; Streptophyta; Magnoliopsida; Poales; Poaceae. The record is from RefSeq and is a predicted model, not a curated record. The transcript has a single exon.